AUGAGCGAUCGAGUGCGACGACGUCGCAGUCGUGAAUUACGAGCUCCACGAAACGAUGGGGGACUGUCACCGGCGUCACGACUUCGGAUAGCUGCAGACGUCCAUCGCCAUUCGACCAGUGACGAUGAUUCCGGUUGUGUCCUUGAAGAGUACGCAUGGGUCCCCAGCGGGCUUAAACCGAAUAUGGUAAGAUUUUUGGAACUUAUUUCCAUAAAGAAAGAUUCCGUGAGGUGCAUAUGUUCUUCGCCACUCUUCCCCGAAGAGAAGGUGCCUUACGUGAACAGCGCCGGCGAAAAAUGGCGAAUUCGACAACUGCGCCAUCAGCUACCGCCACAGGACUCCGAUCCCCGAUACUGUUCCCGGCUCACUGCGGAAGAAGAAGAUGAACUGAGACUUUUUGAGCGCCGACGAAAGGCCGAAUGCCUGGGACGAGGCACUGUUGAGCGCGUGCCAUAUGACGAGCGAAGUCGCAAGUGUGCUUCGGUUUUUGUCGUGCUUGAUGAUGCAGGAAUUGGAAGAGGUGAAGCUUUAGCUCUCCUUUCCGAUGUAUAA
Cooperia oncophora is the source of this 552-nucleotide messenger RNA. The record is from the annotation of a GenBank genome assembly. Lineage: Eukaryota; Metazoa; Nematoda; Chromadorea; Rhabditida; Trichostrongylidae.